Molecule: messenger RNA, 6086 nt
Organism: Poecile atricapillus (Black-capped chickadee)
Lineage: Eukaryota; Metazoa; Chordata; Aves; Passeriformes; Paridae
Gene: KCTD14
Product: potassium channel tetramerization domain containing 14
Exons: 2
Coding region: 2889-3620 (243 amino acids)
Biological process (GO): protein homooligomerization
Molecular function (GO): protein binding
Source: RefSeq, a predicted model, not a curated record
AUGCCCCACAAAGUCACUGUCAAUUAUUCUUCUUUAGUAAACCAAUAUUUAUAAGCACUCAUAUGAUAAUUCUUAUUAUUCAUAUUGUGAUUGCUCAUCCAAGGUCCAGGCACAGGCUAAUUCUUUCAUAAAUAAACAGGGAAACAAUGGUCCCUGCCUGAAAGAGCUUACAGGCUUGGAAAUAUCCCUUUUACAUCAAAUAAAAACUGUGGGCGGAGUAACCAGACCAGCAUGUUCAUCAUACUGAAGGACCAGCUGUGGCUGAUGUAGCAGUAGAAGAGCUGUGGACAUGAGCUGGCAACCAUUCCUUUUGCUAAAGUGGUAAGGAUUUCUGUUGUGGCAUUGAAGGUUUGGCCUCAAACGCCAUUAGCCACCUCUUGAUUCUGAUUCUCAUCUGAAAUCUCUCAGAUGAACAAGGUAAACUUAUUUACUGCCCUUUACCCUGCCCUUGUGCAAAGAUUGUGUGAGCAGAGAGGUGAUAGUCCAUCCAUCAUUCCAGUUCUGCACCUGCAGAAGGAAAAGCUACAACCUCCAGCAUCGAAGACAUGGUGGAUGUGAAUUCUGUCAGCUGUAUCCAAGAUAUUAUCUGAAACGCCUACAUAAGCCAGCCCAAAGAAUGGGAUUUGCAGCACUUAGAGGUCUGGAACACGCAGAUCUUCCAGGUCUCCCUGUUUUCUAGUAAGCAUUAAUCUUUUAAAAUUUAUUACAAGUCACAAAACCUGGGAUCCCAAGCAGACCUCAGUGGUGCAUCCAGCACUACCAAUUCUGCUGGUUUGGCAAAGGGAAAAUUCAAACAUUUCUAUUAAAAGCAGAAGAGAUAACUCAGACAGAGGUUAUCAUUGAGGAUCCCUGAGGAUGCUUCAGAGAACCAGAAGCAAAAUAUAAGAUGAGUUCAAUGACAGGUUUACCCAAAUGCACACAGCAUUCAAAAGACUCUGGGCCCAGCUUUGAUGGAGCCUUUCAUAAGGACAGGCUUCAAGGGAAGUGAAUCAUUCUAAAUUCUAACUGUUUUUCCCUCUGUGCAUCAAGCUCCUGCUCAGAUCAAUGCUGUCUUCUGAGAGGAUACAGAUCCAGAAAAAUCCCUGGAGUAUUCAAAAGCAACAAAGCUGGUAUCCAUGAGCACAAUGCAGAUUUUGUGCAAAUUAUUUCCUUAUAUACUGUGCUGUCAAUUUUCAACAUUAAUAUGUCCCUCAGGGAGAUUUUUAGGAAGUGCUGUAUUUGUCUGAGAUUUUUUCUUUGGUUGCUGGUACAGAGAAGCAGCUUGAAACAAAAGAGAGUGAGGCAAGGUUGGUAGAAGGGAUAACAUCUUUUAUUAGACCAAGAGAAACUGGAAAAAAAAAAAGGGAAAAAAAACCCCAAGCAAACUGAAGGAGAAUCUGACAGACAUGGGAAUGCCUUGUGUGCCCUAAAACAUGGAUAGUUUUAUCCAUCUGUAUCAGCUGAUCUAAUAAAAGAUAUUGUCUCUCAUUGCAAACAUUAAGUUACAUCUCUGGACAAUCAUGCCCAUGGCAAUUUUGCCACUAUAAUGAAACAAAGACACAUAAGUGAUGAGUGGCCUGAAGACAGAUUUGAAAGCAACAAUGCACUUUGAAUCACCUAGAAAGAAAUAAAGGAGACCCUGCAGGACCGUGGCUUGGUUCUGGAGAGGUUAUUUAGGCUAGCUCUGAUGCAAUACUCUGCAUUUAAUAAAUUAACACAGACAAUCAUCAUAGAAUCACAGAAUGGUUUGGACUGGGAAAGAACCUCAAAGAUUACCUAGUUGUAAGCCCCCCUCGAUCAUGAGGAGGGACACCUUCCACUAGACCAGGUUGCUCAAAGCCCCAUCAAACCAGACCUUGAACACUUCCAGGAAUGGGGCAUUCACAGCUUUCUCAACCUGUGCCAGUGUCUCAUCACUCUCACAGUAAAGAAUUUCUUCCUUAUAUCUAAUAUAAAUCUCUCCUCUUUUAUAUUUAAGCUGUUCCUCCUUGUCCUGUCACUAUGUGCUCAGGCAAAAAUUCAGUCUCCCUUUUUUAUAAGCCCCCCUACAAGUACUUUCAAGUUCACCUUCACUGUAUCCUUGUGUUUUGAUUUUGUGAUAGUCUUACAACCACUAAACCUGUGGUGCUGUCCUCAUUCUAUAUUUGGUGGAUACAGGAUAUUAGAAAACAAUGUCAUGCAAAGAUAAUAAUCAAAUAUUUAUGGCCAGUUGAAAAGAAGAGUUCAUGCUCAAGCAGAGAUUCAGGUUUGGUUUUAUUUACCUCGCACGAGUUGUUCAGUGCCCAGAGAUUGUAUGGGUGAGGAAGAAAAUGCCACCACCGCGGACAGGUAGUAGACGUCCUGCAGAUCUAUCAUCAGUGUGAGUGACAAAUAGGAUCAAUGAAAUUGUUUGGGACAAACUGUGCUUUAAAGCAGCAGUGUACGGAGGCCAAAAAGCUGUGAAAAUAUUUGCUGGUUUUGAUACAAGUAGUUGUCAAGGCAGAGGUGGGCACACAGGCACACCUCACGGGGCUCUUCAGAGGUGCCCUGGGCACUGGGCCUCCCUUGAAGGGAUUAUUGAGCCUUUAGUCACCACUCAGCCAGCCAGGCACGAGGUGUGUGCUGGCAGCCAGCUCGAGUCCACCCUGCACCUUGCUGGUUGCCAGAAAACUAAUGAGCAAAUACUUCCGCUUUCAGGCUGUGCCCUCCCCUCUCCCUACACCUGCAACUAGAACCAGGACUCUGCCUGGGACAAACUGGAGCCUCCGCACCAGCAGCUGGGCUGGGAGCAGGGGAAAGCUGACCCAACAAAGACAGAUCAAGAGAGAGAGGAUUGGAGCACAGCUGGGAGCCAUCCUGCGUGUGCAGUAGGACACUAGCACUGAGCAGCAGGUUUUCCCAAACAGCUGAGUCCUCAGCUCCUGGGGAAGAUGAGUAUUUCGUCAGAGCACAAGCCCCUUGGGAAGCAGGUCACCGGCAGCCUGCAUACGUUGUCACCAAUUGUGGAGUUAAAUGUUGGUGGGGAGAUGUACACAACAACACUGAGCACCUUGAAGAAACACCCUGGCUCCAAGCUGGCAGAGAUGUUCACUGGCCAACCCAAACUCAGGACUGACUCCGAAGGGAGGUUCUUCAUUGACAGGCCAGGCACCUACUUCAAAUACAUCUUGGAGUACCUGCGUAGUAAUCAAGUGCCCACCCAGUGCAUCCACGAUGUCUACAAGGAGGCGUUGUUCUAUGACAUAGAGCCUUUGAUCAAGCAGCUUGAGGACUCCCCACAGAUCUUUGGGGAGCUCGUGGCGAGGAGGCAGUUUCUGGCUCGUGUGCCCAACUACAGCGAGAACAUCGAGCUGAUGAUCCGCAUCGCGAGGGCAGAAGCGGUUGCAUCCCGACAGUCCGGCGUCAUCGUAUGUGUGGUCAGAACCGAGGAGGAUGCAGCCAGGUGUCAGGAUGCCUUGAACAGUUUGGACAUGGAUAAAAAAUCCGUGGUGAAGUUUGGCCCCUGGAAGGCUGUGCCAGGUAUUUCUGAUCUGCUGGACUGCAUUCAAAUGGAUGUAGAAGCCAAAGGGUAUAAAAUAUCUUUUCAGCCCCAUGUUGCUGAAAAAGGUUUUCGUUUCAAAUCGCACGACUUCUUCUACAAGUUCCUGUUCACCUGGUGGUAGCAAAGUGCCACCAUUGACAGGGAACAUUAGAAAGCAAUUACUGGAACAAAUUAACCUGGGCUGUGGAGACUAAACUGUGGGUUACCAGAGGGACAGGAAGAAACACACAGACCAAGGAAAGGAUCUCCUUUGGCUAUCUGCCAUAUCAAAGAGCACUUAACAGCCACUUUAGUUGGGCUUUAGGGGAUUUAAAAGGCUCCAGAAAAAGGAGGAAUUUUACUCCUCAGUGUUGCAUACUAUUCAUUCAGUUCAAAGAGAUUGAUCUGUGGAUUGAGUCAACUUCACUCAACCUAAGGGAAAUGAAUAAUCCCAAAUAUGUUUCAUGGACAUGUCGAGUUGCUCUCUUAGUGCAAAUGGGAACAGGCCACAUACAUGCAAAUCCUGACUGAAACAGUGGCAUUACCACACACAUACUCAAAUUAAAUUUAAUUUCUUGAUGGGAAGGAAAAAGCUAUUCUUCUCCCUCCUUUCUACACUAGAAUCUGGGUUAAAAAAGAAGGAUUCAGUGUCCUAUGAUCUCUUCUUAUUCCUCCAGUAGACAGCCUACUCUCUAGUCAAUAUAUUUAUUACCGUUAUUUAUUAUUUGUUCUGAAGACAGAGAACCUCAGCUACAGUCCAGGAUCAAUAAAAGGCCCAAAUACCAUCACAGAUGUGAGGAGUUUAUAAUCUAAGGACACACACUCCUCUUUCAGACCACAUGAUCUUAAUCUCUUUCUUAUGACACUUGUUAUUAUGAUGUUGCUAUUUCUAACUGCAUAAGCUCCUAGAAGAAUUGGGAAAACCUGCCAUGAUUUGGUGGGAAGGAAGUGGUACUAAAGCAACAGCCUGCAAAUUCUCUUUUACAGAACACAAGUUGCAUUCUACAAUGUGUUUUUAAAAAAACUUAGAAUUUGAAAGUUUAUUUUUAUACUGGAGAUGGCUUGGGUUUAAUCACUCUGAGAAUCAUAAUGGCUGAUUUGAUAAAGAUCAUAUUUCCUUUACUUCUCAGAAGAUGGAUUUCUUCCAGUCAAGGACAAUAACCAUAGAACCAUAGAGUGGUCCUUGGGAUUUCAAAUAAAUAACUUUUAAAGUUUUUUUGAAUGAUGCAGAAGUGCUUUAUUUACUGCCAUUUUCCCCUCAAGAUCCCCAAAUUCUAAAGAUCUGAAGUUUUGUCUUUAGGGUAACAGAUUUGAAUCACUCCUAAUGAAGCUGUGUUUCAGAUGUUUCAGCAUGGACCUUCGCCAGUGACAGUCGUGAGUCACCCCAACAACUGCAGGGCAGUUCUGCUGUGGGUAUGAAGGGACUCUGAGAUGUCCCACAUGCAUAACCUUGGUAAGAAUGACACAGUCAGUGUCUGAGGAAAAAAAUGUUUAGGAAAUAGGCUCUUUUGAUCAUAACCAAGUGGCCGGUGGUGCUCAGCCUGGAAGAAGAGAGAUUGAGGAGGCCUCCCAACAGACAAAUGUUGCUUUAAAGAGAUCUAUUACACUUUGUACAUAUUAAGGCUGGGGAAACUGGCUUAAGUCACAACAAGAGAGAUGAAAAUUAGAUAUUAGGAGAAAACAACCUCAGUAUAGAAUAGUUAAAGCCUCACAUCAACCAACCUGCUAAGUCUAUAGGACUGCUGCCAUGAGAAAGUUUGACACGCUUGAAUCCUGUGUUCAGUUUGGGGCCCCUCACUCCAAGAAGGACAUUGAGGUGCCAGAGUGUGUCCAGAGAAGGGCAGUGGAGCUGGGGAAGGGUCUGGAGCACAAGUCUGAUGAGAAGUGGCUGAGGGAGCUGGGGGUGUUUAGCCUGGAGAAAAGGAGGCUCAGGGAGAGCCUUAUCACUCUCUACAACUGCCUGGAAGGAGAUUGUAGCCAGGUGAGUGACAGGACAAGAGAAAUGGCCUCAGGUUGUGCCAGGAAAAUAAUCAGGAAAAAUUUAUUCACUGAAAGGGUGGUCAGACAUUGGAGCAGGCUGUCCAAGGAAUUGGUCAAGUCACCAUCCCUGGAAGUUCUCAAAAAAUGUGUGGAUGUGGCACUUGGGGAUGGAGUUUAGUGGUGGGCUUGGCAGUGCUGGGUUAAUGGUUGAACUCAAUGAUCCUAGAAAUUUUUUCUGACUUUAGUGAUUGCAUGAUUCUGAUAGAAAUAAAUCGUCUAAUUAUUUUUAAUUAACCGUGUUACUGAAUCAUAAGCAGUAUAUUAUUCAUUAGCAUUGUAUUAGUCUUAAGUCACUUUUAGCCAGUAUGCAGACAAGUUUCUUUACACAAACUGUUAUUGUUAGAUUGGGAAAAUCACUGAAAAUUUCAGUUUUGCUAAACUAACCCUGAUAUGCUUUGAUGGACAAAACCUGUAGAGAGAGAUAUAUUUCUGGACACAAAAUUUGCAGGAUUUAUAGACUACAAGGGCAUUUUGCAGAAACCAGAAGAUAACAAGAGACUGUCAAAGACUCUGUAUUGUAUGUGCUGCAAAACUCCCUACCUGGAAAAAAGAUAACAAAAAGACUGAG